Messenger RNA from Pteropus alecto (black flying fox), 2453 nucleotides. RefSeq names its product Bardet-Biedl syndrome 4 (gene BBS4). Gene Ontology annotation, molecular function: protein binding. Gene Ontology annotation, biological process: protein localization to cilium; cilium assembly. The coding region runs from base 42 to 1604 and encodes 520 amino acids. The transcript is spliced from 16 exons. The record is from RefSeq and is a predicted model, not a curated record. Gene Ontology annotation, cellular component: ciliary basal body. Lineage: Eukaryota; Metazoa; Chordata; Mammalia; Chiroptera; Pteropodidae.
AACGGCUGACUUCCGGCCGCGCCACAGUGGGCGGAGCUAAGAUGGCUGAGGAGAGACUUCAGAGGAGAACUCAGUUUACUGCAUCUGCUGAAUCUCAAAAACCCCGGCUAAAAAAAGCUCCAGAGUUCCCUAUUUUGGAGAAGCAGAACUGGUUGAUACAUCUCCACUAUAUCCGGAAGGAUUAUGAAGCAUGCAAGGCUGUUAUCAAAGAACAGCUUCAGGAGACCCAAGGGCUAUGUGAAUAUGCUAUCUAUGUCCAAGCAUUGAUAUUUCGUCUGGAAGGAAAUAUCCAAGAAUCCCUAGAACUCUUUCAGACGUGUGCUGUUCUUAGCCCUCAGUGUGCUGAUAACCUCAAGCAGGUGGCCAGAUCUUUAUUUCUUUUGGGAAAACAUAAAGCUGCCACUGAAGUAUAUAAUGAAGCAGCUAAACUUAACCAGAAAGAUUGGGAGAUCUGUCAUAAUCUAGGAGUUUGCUACAUUUAUCUGAAACAGUUCAACAAGGCACAAGACCAGUUGCACAAUGCCUUACAACUUAACAAGCAUGAUCUGACUUACAUAAUGCUGGGGAAGAUUCACUUGCUGGAGGGAGACUUGGACAAGGCCAUCGAAAUCUACAAGAAAGCAGUGGAGUUCUCACCAGAAAAUACAGAACUUCUUACAACUUUGGGAUUACUCUACUUACAGCUCGGCAUUUACCAGAAGGCAUUUGAACACCUUGGGAAUGCACUGACUUAUGACCCUACCAACUACAAGGCCAUCUUGGCAGCAGGCAGCAUGAUGCAGACCCAUGGAGACUUUGAUGUUGCCCUCACCAAAUACAGAGUUGUAGCUUGUGCUGUUCCCGAAAGUCCUCCACUCUGGAAUAACAUUGGAAUGUGUUUCUUUGGCAAGAAGAAAUAUGUAGCUGCUAUCAGUUGCCUGAAACGAGCCAACUACUUGGCACCCUUCGACUGGAAGAUUCUCUAUAAUUUGGGCCUUGUCCACCUGACCAUGCAGCAGUAUGCAUCAGCUUUCCACUUUCUCAGUGCAGCCAUCAACUUCCAGCCCAAGAUGGGGGAGCUCUACAUGCUCUUGGCUGUGGCUCUGACCAAUCUGGAAGAUACAGAGAAUGCCAAGAGAGCCUACGCAGAAGCUGUCCGCCUGGAUAAGUGUAACCCUUUAGUCAACCUGAAUUAUGCUGUGCUGCUGUACAACCAGGGCGAGAAGCAGGGUGCCCUGGCCCAGUAUCAGGAGAUGGAGAAGAAAGUCAACUUACUCAAGGACAGUAGCUCUCUGGAAUUUGACUCUGAGAUGGUGGAGAUGGCCCAGAAGUUGGGAGCUGCUCUCCAGGUUGGGGAGGCACUGGUCUGGACUAAACCAGGUAAAGAUCCCAAAUCAAAGCACCGGACCACUUCAACCAGCAAAGCUGCCAGUUUCCAGCAGCCCCUGGGCUCUAAUCAAGCUCUAGGACAGGCAAUGUCUUCCGCGGCUGCACACAGGAAGCUCCCCUCAGUAGGUGCUGGAGGAACAUCUCAGCCCACAAAGCCACCGCCUCUUCCUCUGGAGCCAGAGCCUGCUGUGGAAGCAAGUCCAGCUGAAGCACCAUCACAAAUAAGGGAAAAAUAGGAGUAGGGUGACCCCAGAGUAGGGGUUUCUUUGGCAAGGAAGUAUCAGAUUAGGAACAGUCACAUGACAUAGGCAGGGUGGAGGCCAGCACAUUCCCUGGGCACCACAGAACACAGGGUGUGUUGUGAUGAUCAUGAGGAGCCUGAGGCCUGUGCAGCCCCCUAUUGGCCCCAUCACCCAGGAAAUAGAAGACAGCCCAGACUGGUCUUUUAAGAAUUAAGAACAAGCUCAUGGCUCUAUGUACGUAGCUUCAAGAGCCAGCAGGGUACAUGAUGCUGUUUGCUUUUGAAAGGAGUUUGUCUCCUGGCUGGCUGACCCCUCCUCUGUGGAAGGACAGUCAGAGGCAGACAGCUCUGUUCACGAGCCUUGUCCUGAUGAAGCCUCAGCUCAGCUGAGGCAACCCUCAGGCUGUGGGGCGUAUCAGCCCCGAAAGUACACACAAAUCUCCGAUUCAUAAUUCAGCUUCAAGAGCCUAAAUUUAAAAAAGAAAAACAAUGAUGAAAAAAAGCUCUAUAAAUUGAAGCUGAGGCUGUCACGUAUCCUAGCUGCAUUUGCCCAAGGGAAUCCAGAACAAGUUCUUGAGGGAGGUCAGAGUAUAGAGCCAGAUCACGUCAGUCUAAGCAGCAGGACUGAAAGGGCAGGGCAGUCAAGCAGCACCAAGGAUUAAAAGAAAAAGAAGUUUCUUAACCAAGGAAUUUUUACUUAAGACAAUCAAUGAUACACUGAGGAGAAACUAUAAUACAUUAUAUGUCCAUUUUAGAAUAUGAUUAUGUAUCAUCACCCCUUUGGGGAAUGUUGUAAUUCAAGUACAAAAAUGAGAGAUCACAAUAAAAACUUUUUUUGAAAGAA